UAUCGAAUAAUCGAACAGUGCAGGCAUCGACGCGAAGUGCCAUCACCAUUCCGUAUCCAUCUUGACAAAAAUUUUUGCAAGCGCAUAAAAUUAAACAAAUAACAGCGUUGCGGACAACAAAUCGCCACUAAAACAUCCGGAAAACAGCGAGCAUGGGAAGCAACGACAGAGCAUCGAGAUCGCCGCGUUCGGAUGAUCAGCGCGAGAUCAGCGACAUACCGGCCACCAAAAGAUCGCGCUCCGACUCGGGCAAGUCCACGGAUUCGAAAAUUCCCUACCUUUCGCAGCCCCUGUACGACCUCAAGCAGACGGGCGAUGUCAAGUUCGGUCCGGGCACCAGAUCGGCGCUACUCGGCCUCCUGGGCGGCGCCCUGCCCAAGCUCUCCUCGGAGCAGCACGACCUGGUCAGCAAGGCCAAGAAGUACGCCAUGGAGCAGAGCAUCAAGAUGGUGCUCAUGAAGCAGACGCUGGCCCACCAGCAGCAGCAAUUGGCCACUCAGCGCACGCAGGUGCAGCGCCAACAGGCACUGGCCCUCAUGUGCAGAGUCUACGUGGGCAGCAUUUCGUUUGAGCUCAAAGAGGACACAAUUCGCGUGGCCUUCACGCCCUUCGGCCCCAUCAAAUCAAUCAACAUGUCCUGGGAUCCCAUCACGCAAAAGCACAAGGGCUUCGCGUUUGUGGAGUACGAGAUACCCGAGGGCGCACAGCUGGCGCUGGAACAGAUGAACGGAGCCCUGAUGGGCGGCAGGAACAUCAAGGUAGGCCGACCCAGUAACAUGCCACAGGCCCAGCAGGUGAUCGACGAAGUGCAGGAGGAGGCCAAAAGCUUCAACCGCAUCUACGUGGCCUCCAUCCAUCCCGAUCUGUCCGAGGAGGACAUCAAGAGCGUCUUCGAGGCCUUCGGCCCCAUCCUCUACUGCAAGCUGGCUCAGGGCACCUCCCUGCACACGCACAAGGGCUACGGCUUCAUCGAGUACGCCAACAAACAGGCCAUGGACGAGGCCAUCGCCAGCAUGAAUCUCUUCGAUUUGGGAGGGCAGCUUCUGAGAGUGGGUCGAUCUAUAACGCCGCCGAAUGCGCUGGCCUGUCCCACAACGAACUCCACGAUGCCCACGGCAGCGGCAGUGGCUGCAGCGGCUGCAACGGCAAAGAUCCAGGCCCUGGAUGCGGUGGCCAGCAAUGCGGUUCUCGGUUUGUCGCAGAACACACCUGUUAUGGCCGCUGGAGCCGUGGUCACCAAGGUGGGGGCAAUGCCAGUGGUUUCGGCAGCGACGUCGGCGGCUGCUCUGCAUCCUGCUUUGGCUCAAGCCGCUCCUGCUCUUCUUCCGCCCGGAAUAUUCCAGGCACCCACUCCGGUCGCCCCCAGUUUGCUUGGAGUUCCUGCUGGCCUGCAACCUCUACAGGCUGUUGUGCCUACUCUUCCGCCGCCAGCUCUUCUGGCCACACCCACCCUGCCCAUGACCGUCGGCGGUGUUGGUGUGGGCAUAGUGCCCUCUGUCGCCACGCUGACAGGAGCGGAGGCCAGCAAUGGAGCAGCAGCUGCUGCCGCACUCUCUGCCGCUGCGAACAAUGCCGCUGUCACGGCAGCAAACCUCUCGGAGAACAUCAAGAAGGCGCACGAGAAGCAGCAGGAGGAGCUGCAGAAGAAACUGAUGGACGAGGGCGACGUGCAGACGCUGCAGCAGCAGGAGAACAUGUCCAUCAAGGGCCAGAGCGCACGGCAGUUGGUGAUGCAGCGACUAAUGCGCCCGGUGGAUUCACGUGUAAUCAUCCUGCGAAAUAUGGUUGGUCCCGAGGAUGUGGACGAAACGCUGCAGGAGGAGAUCCAGGAGGAGUGCAGUAAGUUCGGCACCGUCAGCCGCGUGAUCAUCUUCAACGAGAAGCAGACGGAGAACGAGGACGACGACGAGGCGGAGAUCAUUGUGAAGAUAUUUGUGGAGUUCUCGGCAGGAGCGGAGGCCGUGCGAGGCAAGGAAGCACUCGACGGCAGGUUCUUCGGCGGCCGGAGAGUGGUGGCCGAGCUUUACGACCAGGGCAUCUUCGAUCAGGGAGAUCUGUCCGGUUAGAGGGGAGCUGUGGAUGUGGAUGUGCAUGUGGCUCCCGCCGACAUUUGUUCUGUCAUUUUUUUACGUAGCACCUAAAACGCAAACGAUGCAAGUUUAUUAUUUAUUACGCCAGUCCGCAAACAAGCGACCAUUGUUAUACGGCACGGCAGCCAGAUUAUACAAUACGAUUAUGAUGAUUCUGCAACGCAGUGAUUUAGUCUUAAAGAAAAGAAGUAUCCCCGUAGCGAGGGAAGCGAUUCUCGGUGUUUUCGCUUGAUUGCUUCCCCUCGGAAACAGAACCAGAGAUCCCCAACCACAAUUCAGAUCCCAAUCAAGCACACCGCGGCAAACUAACAACGUGUACAUUAACAUUUAAUUAAUUUCAGCGCUUAACUUACGAAAUAAACUAUAGUUUCCCAUUCAA
This is a messenger RNA of Drosophila santomea, 2469 nucleotides long. It is a transcript of the gene hfp, whose product is annotated as poly(U)-binding-splicing factor half pint. Gene Ontology annotation, molecular function: RNA binding. The record is from RefSeq and is a predicted model, not a curated record. Gene Ontology annotation, biological process: regulation of alternative mRNA splicing, via spliceosome; alternative mRNA splicing, via spliceosome; mRNA splice site recognition. The transcript has 5 exons. Bases 153 to 2066 code for a protein of 637 amino acids. Gene Ontology annotation, cellular component: precatalytic spliceosome; catalytic step 2 spliceosome. NCBI's taxonomy places the organism in Eukaryota, Metazoa, Arthropoda, Insecta, Diptera, Drosophilidae.